AUGCAAAUUCGCAGUCCACAGCAUCUGACUAGCAAUAUCGACAUUGUCGAUAGAGCCGCCUCAUUUGGCCACCCUGAAAACCAUAUGCGUGGAGCACUGGUCUCUAUCGACUUAGAUUGCCCUGCAGACUUUUUUUUCGGUCGCAAGGAUCUUGUUGCCAAAUUCAGCUUGUGUUUCACAACACAAAUUCAGGGCGGAUUUCACAAGCCCAUUGCGAUCCAACAUGCGGAAGUCGGUUACUUUAGAACUGACAACGAUAUCAAGAAACUGGUACAGGGUGUGAAGCUUCCUCUGCUGAAAAUAUCAGGAGCUUUUAACAAGGGUGAUGCCGAUAACAAGGGCGAAGCCGGUAACAAAGGUGAAGCCGGUAACAAGGGUGAAGCCGGUAACAAGGGUGAAGCCGAUAUCGAAAUCCAUCAGUCAAAUGGUUCUGGAAGCGAUGGUUCUUGCAGUAUCAGAAUUGUAGCCCUCUUGGACGCGUAUCCGUCCAACAUGGAAGUGUCUGCAUCUUUAUCUACGUAUAUUUCAUCUACUGUAGAAGGUCAUAUCCGACACAGCCGCACCUUCACUAGCUCUACCGAUCCUCGUGUGGCUCCAUUUCCGAAUGAAGAAAGGCUUCAAAGGCUUUUAUGUUGGACUGCGGCUCUUGGUUAUGAGAAGUUGUUUGGGGCAUAUCUUGACCAAGGGCCUUCCAUGCUUGAUAUGGAAGAUGAGUUUGGGAUGACACCCUUAUCAUGUGCGGCAUUUGCUGGAAAGAUUUUAGUGAUCCAACUGGCUCUGCAACAAGGUGGCUGCGACAGAGCUAGAAAAAAGACUGGUCGGGGACAUUCGCCUCUCGAAGCUGCUGCGAGCCGAAAAGAUGCAAGCAUAUUCGAAUCGUUUCUUAAAUUGCUCAAAUAUUUCGAGGAAUUAGGUAGUGCGACUCCACCUGCCAAGAUUCCUCAGCUUGAAGACAUGCAUAGCCUCGACGUUAGCGACAUCCAAAAGGAGCUCAAUUUGGCUGUAGUUGAUGAGCAGACAGCGACUGUCCGAAAUUUAGUCGAAAUGCCCCUUGAUCUUCAAAAUAAUAGAGAGAAUUGGCUGGCCGACCAAAUGGUGCAGGCAGCAAAGAAGGGAGGCCUCUGUCUUGUUCAAGUUUUGAAAUCCUGCGGGGCGGAAGUCGACGCCGAGGCUUAUGCAGACAAGGACCGUGGGAAUGAAGAGAGGACCACACCACUUAUGAUUGCAAUAGCGCAUGAUCGAAUAGCAGUUGCGGAGUUCCUUAUCAGUCACGGUGCUGGUAACGAAGAUGCACUACGAGCUGCUGUUGAGAGAAAACAACAUACGACGAUUCGAGCAUUGUUACAAGCUGGGGUGCGAGUGAAAGGAAAAUUGAAAACGGAUUUGCGUGCUAAGGCAGUCGAAAAGAAGGACUCGACAACUCUUAUGUUACUGAAGGUAGAAAAAGGUACUGGGAAGCUAGCAACCUCUGUUCAAUUGGAUAAAAAUGUCGAUCGACACUUUACAGCAACAGUGGUUGACUUUACGGAAGAUAAAGAUCCGGACUUCAAGGAGCUUACUGUAGCCGAUUUGAUGGGAAGGUCGACCUCCUUUUUUUCAGUAGGCGAAAAGUCCAAGUUUAAGUGGAUUCAUUUGCCGGCAAACAAUAUGAAAUGGGUCGAGGCUUUGAUUGGCAAGAUAUACCAUUACGAUCCCUCAUUAGUUUAUAAAGUUCUGGAGCCAAAACGAUGGGUCAAAAGGCAGCAUAAGGGAGAGAGCGACUCUCCACAUGCACGAUUCAUGCUGCCAGCAUGUCACGACUUUUCGGAAGCCUUCAUAGACAAGACGAAGUUUGGAAACGAACAAAAAGACAAACAUGUGGUUCUAUUUAUGCCCUAUCUUCACUGGGAUGAGGAGGAUGCAAUGAAAGCAAGAACAGAAUACCUAGCGGAAAGAUCUCCUGGUACGACACUCUCAAACGGUAGGGUGUGGGAGAAUAUGCCCAAAACGGAACUGAAAUCUAAAAGAGAGGAGAUGCUUAUAAAUGAAUAUUUGCUAUCGGAUGAUAAUAGCAAUUCGAAAUCUCGCCACGUCCUUCAUAUUCGAAGGACCCUGGAUCAGUCUUUAUAUCACAAUUUAAAAGACACCAUUUUUAGGGAUGCCGAUCAAACGGUUCAUCGAUACCAGAGGGAGUUGAACAAAAAGAAGAAGAUUGAGAAACGGCAACCAUUGACGGUUAUUAUGGUGGAUCAACUUUGGAUGUGGAUUCUAGUUGGCCCGUCGGGAAAAGCCGAGGCAAUUGUCACCUGUUUUCCAUCCAGAGAUUGGUCUGAUAUCGAUCCAAGGCGUACCACUGAUGUCUUCCAGACUACAAAGGCUUACAUCCAGCACAGACCCAAUGCCAUAAACACACCUUAUGAUCUUGCAGGUGUCAUUGCCAGCAGAUGCUCAAGAGCUCUUUUAGAUCACUCAACAGACAUGCUUAACUUUGCUGAAGUCUAUGAAAAUUCCAUCAGCUACAUUAUGAACGAGGAGACGGUACUCUUCAAUAGAUUCAACAGGCUGAUGAAGACCCGCACUCAGAUGAUGAACGGGCUCAAAGAAGAGUCAAGCAGGUCGAAAAGCUCAAGUCAGCCUAAACAAGCUAACUCUUACCAAGAUUUGGCAAAAAUCAUCGUGGAAGACCAAAAAUGGCUUCAAGAACAGAGGAAACUUCCUGAGAUCUCUGUCGAUCAUUGCAAAAAGUAUCGCAAAUCUACUUUGGAGACUGAAAUUCCAAGUGUAGACGAAAUUGAGAGUUUAGGGAAGAAUAUGUCUAUUGAAGAAGGGAAGAAUAUAUCUAUUGAAGAAAAGAAGGAUCACCUGAUAAAACUGCUUGAGAAGUUUGGGCGGUUUUAUGUUCUUGAUAUAACUAGAGAGAUUACCCUUCUCAGUCAGAUCAAGGACAUUCAAGACGAGCUGGAGAUGAUGCAAAAGGUAUUCACAGAACAGAAUGAAGUUCUCAAAGCGAUGGAUCGGAUCAUUCGCACCAUGGAGCAACGCGAUUCCAACUCAAACGACAAUAUACAGCCCGCAAACUUUGACGCCAAGUUGCGCUAUCGAGGGGGUUCUAGAAGCUGGAAGAUGAAAGAAUACGACCCCGAAGAGAUUCAAGACAAAUUUAGCGACUACGACUACUCCACCAGCAUCGAUACUUUGCCUAUGGUAGCACGUAUACCGGCUUCUGAAUCGGAUUUCCGGAAGCGUACUUACUCUUACCAGAAUGCUGUCUGGGGCUUGGGCCAUCAGGAACAUAACCUUCCACUUCGUACCGUUAGUCGGCAUUCUAACCAGAUCAAAAAAAUGCUUAAGCGCGCUAAAACCACCAAUGACGCGCUGAGCAGCCUCGUCGAUUUGAAACAGAAGCAAAACAACAUUAUUGAUACGCGGACUGCCCGUAUUCAGGCCGAGCAAUCACAUUUAAUGACGCUUGAGGCUGGGAAACAGAGCAAAACACUCAUGGUGUUUACGAUUGUUACCAUCAUCUUCCUACCUUUAUCUUUCAUCGCUGCCUUUUUCGCAAUUCCUACUAAAGACUUCGACAACAACAACUUAUCAUUAGGCUUCGUAUCAAAAAUUACGUUCCCAGCAUCUGCCGGUAUAUCAAUUUUGAUCGUCGUCAUUGGAUUUUCCGCGUCCUACUGGCGAUUGGACAAGGUCACCCAUCGACUUCUCGCCAAGUUCCGCAGAAGUGGCAAACCCGACGGCGAUUCUAGCCAAAAUGAUGAUGGGCAAAACCUUCCAUACUGGCGACAAUCCUAA
Messenger RNA from Trichoderma breve, 3780 nucleotides. Its product is annotated as ankyrin repeats (3 copies) domain-containing protein. Lineage: Eukaryota; Fungi; Ascomycota; Sordariomycetes; Hypocreales; Hypocreaceae. The transcript is spliced from 10 exons. The record is from RefSeq and is a predicted model, not a curated record. Gene Ontology annotation, molecular function: protein binding. The coding region runs from base 1 to 3780 and encodes 1259 amino acids.